GCGGAACCGGCCAUGACGGACUUUAAGCUGGGGAUCGUGCGCCUCGGCCGGGUGGCUGGCAAGAUCAAGUAUACACUAAUUGAUGAGCAAGAUAUCCCACUUGUGGACAACUAUUCAUUUGAAGCUCGAAUGGAAGUGGAUGCUGAUGGCAAUGGGGCUAAGAUCUAUGCGUAUGCAUUUGACAAGUACAAAGGAAGGGGAUCUGGGCGCUUACUUCACGAACUGCUUUGGCAGCGGCACAAAGGUGGCAUUGCUCAAGGUUUCCAGGUGUUGCAUUUAAAUGGCAUUACAGUUGAUAACAGACUGGAUAAUCUACAAGUGGUUCCUCGGGGCUGGAAACCUGAAAUAGAGGAAGUGUCUAAUAAGCAAAGGGAACAGUCUCUUUACUGGCUGGCUAUACAGCAACUCCCCACUGACCCCAUAGAAGACUUGUUUCCACUGCUGAAUGUUACUCGUUGUUACAACGCUAAUGGAGAAGUGGUGCGGGAGGAGGAGAACUCCUGCACAUAUUAUGAGUGUCAUUAUCCUCCUUGCACCAUGAUGGAAAAACAGUUGCGUGAAUUUAACAUAUGUGGUAGAUGUCAACUAGCAAGAUACUGCGGUACCCAAUGCCAACAAAAGGACUGGCCUGCCCACAAAAAGCACUGUUCAGAGAAGGUGCGACUGUCUCAAUGUGAGCCGGAGCCAGAGCGGUGACCCCAGCCAUGUGACUUUGUACUGCAGCACGCUCCAUGUUUGUUAGGAGAACGUUCUAUGUUCUGCACAUUCAUAAGUGACUGGUCAGUAAUGCCAGAGGCACUGAAGAUAAUCCUGUGAUGCUUGAGCGAAUGUAGGGCUAUGAUGGACAAUGCCACAUAGAAUUGGCUGUAAUGGACAAUGCCGCCUGGAACUGUGAUGACUGAAGGAGUGGGGCCUUCCAUUCCAGUAUUAGAAUUUGUCUCACAGACUACUGUGAAAGCUCCAACCAGGAGCUUGUAAUUUAUGUUGUUUGUAAAAGUUAAUGUACAGUUUUUUUGGUUUGUUUUUUAAAUGGUUGAGGCUACAAGCAGUUGAUCCCAGUUUCCAAAAUGAGCCCUUACAAGCUCCACGUUCAGCUGUCCUUUUUCGUAUUUUAUUCGCGUAACAUUUUCACAGCAGCAACGCCGAAUGCCUUUUGGAUGUCUGGUCGACUG
Molecule: messenger RNA, 1172 nt
Organism: Nanorana parkeri
Lineage: Eukaryota; Metazoa; Chordata; Amphibia; Anura; Dicroglossidae
Gene: ZMYND19
Product: zinc finger MYND-type containing 19
Exons: 6
Coding region: 13-696 (227 amino acids)
Source: RefSeq, a predicted model, not a curated record